GCGCCCGCUUUCUUUUUCUUUCCAUCCCCGCGGUGUCGAAAAUCCAUCGGGGGAGACGGAGGAACUGCGCUGACAAGUGGAUCUCGCAAGGGGUGAUGCGGUUCCUGCAGACCGAAUGGCACAAACAUGAACGCGACCGGAAUCGUUGGGAGAUCGAGCGGGCGGAGAUGAAGGCUCGGAUUGCGAAGCUGGAGGGAGAAAACCGCGCCGAAAAACGACUACACCAGGUGCACCUGGCCCGGAUCAAAAUUCUAGAGAGGGCGCUUAAGAAAGAGAGGGCAGAAAGGGCCAUGGGGGAGGGGAGAAACGCAGACGACGUCAUCAAAGAUGAGACAGCGCAGGCCGAGAAGGAUAAGGCGAGGGUGGCGGAAAAGCUCAAACGCCUAGAUGAAACCUCAUCGGUGUACAAAGCAGAGGCGGCGCGAAACAAGAGUCGAGCGUACCUCGAGAAGUGCCUUCAAGAGAUCACCUAUCUGUUGAAGCCACCGAGCCAUCCUGCUCCGGCGCAGCAGCCACAGCCACAACAGCAGGUUAUGAGUGCCGAAGCCAUGUCUCAUCAGCAGCAAGCACAGUUCGCCCUGAUCCAGCAGCAGCAGGCCCAACAGCACGCGAACCUCCAGCAGCACUUGCAGCACCCCUCACCUUCCCCGAACCACCAGCCGCCUCCCCCGCCGUCGCAGUCCAAUCGCGAAACAGCACAAUCUCACCCGAUGCGCUCUCAAGGCGGCGCCCCUAGUCAUAUGCCCAACGCAUCUCCAUACUUGGAUGAUCGUCCCCAGGCAGCGCAACAGCACAUCCCCUCCGGUGAUGCGGGCGAGAAGACACAAGCCGGGUAUUCAUCUAUAAAGCACGAAUAUGGAAAGAAGGAGACCAACCCGUUUUCGGCGGCGGCCGGUAUCGAAGUGGCCAUGAGGCGCCGGGAAACCCAAGAGACCGCCGACGAUGCGGGGUGGGAUUUCGAUGACAAGAUAGGAAGCAGUAGCGACACCGAUUCAGUAUCCUCUUCCGAAGAACUCAAUGAGUAUGGGAAUCAUAGCGGUCGGAAUAACAUCGACUCACACCGGAGGAAAUCGCUUUCCAAAAGACGAUCCAUCGUCGGACAGGAUUUCUCUGUGGGUUCGACAAAGCCGGAUUCAAACUUCAAGGUGAAGUUUGCGCUUCGGGGUCAUCUGGAUGUUGUGCGGGCAGUUGUAUUCACGGGUGGGGGGACGGUAAACGAACCUGAGAUUUGCACGGCUGGUGAUGACGGCGUACUCAAGCGGUGGUACAUUCCCGGCAGCUAUGGACUUUCUAUGAGUGGUUCGUUGGAUGUGGAUGUGACAAGCCAUUUCACCCAUCGCGGACAUGCCGGAAUAGUCACCUGUCUAGCAGCAUGUCCGGCAAGCAACGGCGAUGGGGUUGGAGGUAGUGGUUGGGUCUUUUCGGGAGGACAGGAUUCAACUGUGAAGGUUUGGGAAGCCGGAAGGGUGGACCCAGUGGCCACACUGGUGGGACAUACCGACGCGGUUUGGGCGGUGUGUGUCCUGCCAUCGGCCUCCGCCAUCCUCGGCUCACCAGACGAACGCGUGCUUCUCGCCUCCGGAUCGGCGGACGGAACUGUCAAGAUCUGGAGUGUUACAUCUCCUCCCGCUCCCCCGCGACGGCCUUCAUCUUCCGCAUCGAAUUCGAGCACAGGAAGCCUCCGCUCAUUCAGCACAUUCAACAACAACCCCGCAACAUCGGCAUUCGACUAUUCGCUGAUCUCCACCAUUAAAAGACCAACCAAUGCUGAGAAACCGGAUGUCAUUGCGUCUCCCACCUGCAUCAUACCCAUGAGUGUCACGGGCGAUACCUUUAUCGUAUCGUACAAUGACGCCAGCGUCAUCAUCUACGACACCGCAUCAUGCGAGGAGGUGGUGUCUAUGGCAUCACAGGAAACCUACGACGGCACGCCUGCGACUGGGGUCUCCUCUGUCGUCGCCACAACUAUGAGUCUCGAAUCCGGCGCUGAACCCGGAAAAGAAGAGGACAUACUCGUGGCAGGCGCUACGGGUCAAGCGGGUGGCGUUGGCGGAGUGGUUAUCUCCGGCCACGAAGAUCAAUAUGUGCGCAUCUUUGAUGCCAAUAGUGGUCAAUGUACAUACACGAUGCUGGCACACCCCGCUGCGAUUUCGAGUCUCGCUCUCAGUCCUGAUGGCCGCGAGUUGGUUAGCGCCGGCCACGAUGCGAGCCUUAGAUUCUGGAGCAUGGAGAAACGAUCAUGCACACAGGACCUCACGCCUCACAGGCUCAUGCGCGGCGAAGGUGUCUGCACAGUUGUUUGGAGUGCCGACGGCAAGUGGGUUGUGAGUGGAGGUGGCGAUGGUGUGGUCAAAGUGUAUUGUAGGUAGAAGAAGACGCUUGCGUAGAGUGGAGGGAAACC
Messenger RNA from Tricharina praecox, 2401 nucleotides. RefSeq names its product WD40-repeat-containing domain protein. Lineage: Eukaryota; Fungi; Ascomycota; Pezizomycetes; Pezizales; Pyronemataceae. The record is from RefSeq and is a predicted model, not a curated record. Gene Ontology annotation, molecular function: protein binding. Bases 96 to 2369 code for a protein of 757 amino acids. The transcript is spliced from 3 exons.